UUGGAUGCUAACAUUCCUGUUUGAACUGUUGUGGAAAGGAGUCUCUUCCUCGUUCUUAGAAACGAGAGCCAUACCUUCGCUAGACAAAUGCAGCCUUUCCUGAUAGACUAAUUAAGGCAAAUUAUCAAGUGGAAAACUACACAGCACGUUAUUUUGACACGUGACCCUCUCCUUUGCUCAGAAGUUUCGAGAAAAGUCAGCUGGGUCGGCGAUUUCGGGAAAUUCAUGUAGUGGUUUUAUAUAUAUAUACGAAUUCACUAAUUUGUCGAUAGAAUUCCUCAUAGACUGCAAUGUGGUGGGAUGACGACGAUUACUAUUCCAUACCGUAUUCCUUCGGUUCAAAUGAUGAUAUGGACGAUGAUAGCGACGAUCAUUACACCUUUGACGACGAUUACUAUUACAGUAGCGGCGAAGAUUAUUCCGAUGUUGUUUCUCGACGGAUGAGAUCAAAAAGUGAUGAUGUAGAAGAUAUUACAGAAAUCGAAGCCUCCACGCCGAGUUACCAAGUUUCUUCUCUGCAAGACUUGUGUUGUCGGUUUAUUUCACGGAGAUUUCCGUUCGCUUUCAUCGAGCAUCGAUCUCCCCCGAUUCCGGACCAGCUUCAGCUGAAAAUCAUCCAGUUUUCAUUCCCCGAAGACGAAGAUAUGAUACGGAAGUAUGCCGAGUUUAGUCGCAGCAGUGUUGACUUCUCUGCAGCGAGAAGGCUGGUCGAAAAUGGAACUGUGAAAGAUGUGAAUCAGAUAGGUUUUCGUCUAAGUGCAACUGUCGGUGAUCGAAGGACAUAUCCUCGCCGAGGAAAUAACAAUAAGAGCUACGUUACUAUUCAGUUUGACCGUGGGAAAAUUACCUCUGCUCACUGUUCUUGUGAGCUGUCCACAAACUGGUGUGUGCAUGUUGUUGCAACAUGUUUGGAAAGAAUCAAGAAUAAAGACAAAAUUUCUAUUCACAUGCCAAUCUCUGACUCACUCAAUUUGUUGGACAGAGAACAGUUAUUAAAGUUUGCACAGUACCUGCUAAGUGAACACCAACAUGAACCUGUUGUAGAAACAGCCCAGCAACUGCUCAACAGACUUUUGUCUCGUCAACAACAGGACAAGCCAGAUGACAUUAAUUUGAUUGCUGGUGCUCCCGAUCCAACUGCUGGACCAGGCUUGGACGAAGAAGCUCACUGGUUUGUGUCCAAGAGUGGAUUUCAGUCUCGCUGCGAGAGCUUGAUGUAUGAGUCUCAAGCAGAUCUAGGAUUCAUAUCCUACAAUGAUAGGGAUAAUGACAGAGGCAGUUCAGUAACUGAGUUAUGGGCUAAGAAUUGCUUUCAACAAGCGCUUGUUCAAGAUGAAAUGGACCUUCAACAUAAUGACUACUGCACCUACUCCUCUUCCCGUCGCCUAAAUGUUCUUAAAGUCUUGGAAGCAGUUGCUGAUCUGCUUGAGGAUGAUUUUAUGAGUGCAGUGUCGGCUUUGACCAUGUGCACUGAGCAGUUAACAGAGAGAUUGAACAAGAUCUGCCGUUUAGACUCUCCUGCUGCUGAUACAGCAAUAGGGUGGCGUCGUGCAAAACAGGAAUCCAAAGAAAACACUGGGACUUUUUUUGGAUCAUUGGCUGGGGGCUUCACACCUAGAAUAUCAAGUUGCUCUACACUGAGUGAUGAGGUCUCAAGACUGUGGCGAUUAACUGUACUUAGGCCUGGUGUUCCUCCUAAACAACGCAAGGGAAUGAUUGAACAACUGAGAACGUUAAAUCAAACAGUUUCCGUAGCAUUCAUGAAUGGUCCAUUACGUCCUUGGCAUGGUUUAGAAGUCGCUGUCCGAUUGGCUUCCAUCAAUUGGGGUUCAGAUGUCUUCCAGAGUGUCCUCAGGGGAGAGUGGAUCCAGUCUCCUGUUGUAGUUAGCUGUAUGGCUAUCCACCUAACCUGCCAAUUAAAGGAUCAACUUGUGAAUUGGAUGGAGGCAGAUGAAGGGCAGAAAAAUGAGGAGCAGUGCAGAGCUAGUAGGAUAUUGUCAUUUCAUAAUCCUCACUGUAUCUCGUUUGGUCCACAUUGUAUUGUCAAUAUCCACUCAGUGUGCUCCAUGAUCGAAGCCUUAUAUAUCAGCAGCAGACAUGAUGAGGCUAUGCGUCUAACUGUUACCCUAUGCAGCACGCUUGUGCUAUUCUACAAAGGUCAUCUCCUUCAACUCUUUGAUGCAGCCACAUUGCCAGUGUCUGCCAGAUGCCAUUUGGGGUCAAGUACAUUACCAGAGGGUGUAAAUGAGAGAGAUCAUCAAACUGGAAACAAGGUUGACUUAGACGGUGGCCAGGAGAUGGAUCCGCUUGUGGAAAUCAAUGGAGAGUCGCCAAUGAACGUUGAUGCCCCUAAUGAGGAGCCAAACUUUGAUGAUGUCUGGCCGGAGAACACCAUUUUGUCUGUAACUACUUUUGCAUUCCUUUUCCACUUUCUCUCUCGAAAGCCUGAUUUGGCCCAGGAAUGCCUCGCAAAAAUGAAGCACACGCUAUCUGAGGAAAUUAGUCUUCAUGGCUUGGAGGAUGCAGAGUCGCUCAGGUUUCACAUAGGAGUUAUUGGAUUAUUACUGCAGAGACUUCCAGCACCAUCUCUUCACCAUGAGGUGGAAGAGUACAAUUAUGAAUGCUGGCUCACCUACCAGCUGAUUUGCAGCUCCCCAACUCCCACGGAUCUGAAUUUCUUAGCACAUCUUGGACAACAUCUAAUGGGUGCAGCCACACCCAGACCCACACCCACGACCACACUUGCGCCACCUUCAUCUCUGACCCGCGUGAUAUUUCAUCAUCUCUUCAAGGGUGCUCCCGCAGCUCUCAGCAAGAAUCUCACAGAGCAACAGAACAUAGGCCUUGACUCUGCGUUUCAUGUUCUUGGGCAUGUUAACAAGUACAUGUUGAAAGAAAGAUCUCCCUCAUGGAUGCUGUUCCAGUACGCAAACUGUAGACUCUGGGCCAAACUGGCUGAAGUGGUGUUACGGUCCCUGUCGGACUCUCCCGAACUUCUUAAAAAAGCUAUGACCUAUAUCCUUCAGCCAAGUGGAAUGCUAGGUGUACCAAUUCCGGAGGGCACAUCAAAUGAAACCAUUUCAUUUGAAGUGAUGUCGCGUUUGCGUAACAUGGAGGUUGUUAAGGCGAAGUGUCGUAUAGCUUACAGCCUGGCGAAGGCACUCAGCUCCAAACAGGGUAACACUAUAAAAAUGUCGGAGUACAAAGCUGAGACUGGUGGUCGACAAUGGAAAAGAGAAGGUAUUGAGAUGGAAAUGCCUAGAAAGAUCAUGAAGGCCGGUGUGGGGAAUGCGCUGAAGUUGUGCGCGGUUCAGAUUGGUGCUCACUGUCUUUAUUUAGAGAAGCUUUCUGACAGAAAUCGUGCACACAGUGAUAUGGUUAGAUGGCUGCUGGACUUUGUUGUGAGUUCGGGAAUGGAUGCAGUGAAGUGCCUUGUGAAGUGCGAAGGUGGAGCUAUGCUUUUCCUUGCUCAAAGCGAACUGUUGACUCUUUGUGAAAAAGUCCUCCAGAAGUUUGACCUUUUAAGUGCUAGAGAUAUCGUCAAAUCCAUUCUUCUGUCUCUGUUGGAAAAGGCCAGUGGUUCUCAAAAGUUAGACGACAUGAAGAAACUUGUGUCGUUUUGCAGAGACAAGCGAUGUGCUAUACAAAUGGAACUUCUUCCUUGGAUCUGCCAAAGACUGAAAUCCCUAGCAGAAGGCGAAGCCUUUUUACCCUUUGAAGUUCUCAUGGAUGCGAGCCUAGGUAUGUUUGAGCACUUCAAAGAAAAGCUGUCAACGCAAGAGAACAUCAACCGGCGCAUGUGGAGUCCAAGGGGAAAAUUAGGGCUGAGGAGGCUUUUCAGUGAUGAAGGACAAAUAGAAGACGACUCAGACAAUGAGGACAGUGACGGUCUUAUGAACAAUAGGAAUCCAUACAAGACUUCAGAACCACACCCGCACCUGCAAGUGGCGUUUGAUCUGGGAAUGAUGGGAUUGGAGAAAAUCAAAGAAAGAGCCGAUGAACGGGAAGAUGAUUGGUAUCCACGUUAUCACCGCUGUCCAGUCAAGGAGCACCUCACCGUAUUCUGCAGGCUUGUGUGCUAUGUGGCAAAGAAAACGUGGCUCACUGAAACUCAAGAAACAUAUCAUAAAUUUUCCAGAAAAAUUCGAAUUCUAGACAAACCUCGAAAGAAGGUCGAUAAAACAAUUGCAAUUUCCGAUGACAAACCAGGAUGCAGUCAUUGGGAAGAUGCACAAUCACAGAGUGUCUCUCAAAAGUCUUCCGAGGAUUCAUACCUGCACAAAUUCGUUUGUUCCUUGAUCAGUAACGUCGAUAAUCCCAUGUGGCUUUUCGAGGUGGUUAAAGAGCUUGGGCAACACCUGAACACUGAAGGCGCACGUAGUAGCCCGUCAUCAAGGGUUGAAAGGUAUGAGAGACGCGACGCAGAGAUCAAAGAAGCUUGUCAGACUCAUCCUUCAGUUAAGCUUCUACUUCAAAGAGCCGUUGAUGAAUUUUUGAAACUUUUAAGUGGUCCCAAGAUGGUAACCGCCGUCGAGGAGGUUACCCAUCGCCGCGACCGACGCCAUCUUGAACCUUCGGAAAUAAUGUACGAACUUAGGCGCUCCAAGGUUAUGAACACAAACAUGACAGACUUACUGAAGACCACGAAGAGAGCUCUCAAUAUCUUGGAUUCCAGUGGAGCCAAGCUAAAAGACUUGACAGAAGAGAUUUCAAAACAGUAUCCCAUUUUGCAGCCGUUGUUGGAUCAUGUGUUGGGAGAUAAGGAUAUUUACUCGUCGGAUGAGCGCGAAGUGGGUCUGUUUCGGUCACACGCUGGCAUUUUCCCUGCUUUGGUUGCCCAUGGCUUGUUCCCGGGCAUGUUUGAAAGCGCCUUCUCGGAUGACUAUUUUUAACUGGAAACCGCGUUUAAAGUGCAAAUUAACCCGCGACAACGAGGUCAUUAGUAUAGGUAACAACAUAAUUUCGAGUGUAAUUUAAAGUUAAGAAGCACUAGUGAAUUUUUCAAAGACAACAAAAUUGCACUAGCCCAUAGGGCAAGUGUAAUUUGUAGUCUUUAAAAAAUUUACUAGUGCUUUUUACACCAAAUUGCAAGGGAAAUCAUGCUAUUUCUUGUUAAUAAUUUACAUUAAAAAAACAUCACAGAAAGUCAAGACAGACGAAAUUUUGAAAACGCACGCGCGCUAUUUGUAAUUUGCACUCGUGUUGCAUGAGAGUGCACUCGUUUUCAGCCAAUCAGAAACGCGUACUUUUUUCAUGUAGACUAAUAUGUUUGUUUUUAUUAGGGUUUAAAGGAGUUUAAAUACCAAUGUUCACCUUUAUGAUUAGGUUUUCUCAAGGAAACAUCCAGCGCUGUGACAAGUUGCCGUUAAACGGCUGGAGAUAUUGUAUAAACAGAAGAUUCGAUAACGUGCAAUUUAAAUAUAGGAUCAACAUUUUUGACUAAAAACUGAAUGAUGUUCAACAGCCAUGUUGAUGUUUCAGUUCACUUUUUCCAUCAGCUCACUUUCGAGCCUUAAAUUGUAGCUGUUAUUAUCAUCAGAUAAGCUUUGCCCCUAUUUUUGAAUACAGGUGGUAGUUUGAACCAUGAAACAAACCUUUCGUUUUUCCAAAUUCAUUUUGUGUUAGAAAUGCUAAUGAUUAGAUGUGAAAAUACGAUAAAAGCUUACUGCUAUUUUAAAAAAAGUUUACUUGAAAAUCUGCACGAAACGUUAAAUGUAUCCCCUGGAUUCAACCACUACAAUGUGGCUGCUGAAAGAGGAUUUACCUUUUCAUCUAAGUUGUUGAGAUAUUAGGUAAUGUUGUUUUGUUUUUUAAUUGCUUCUGAUGCCAAUGAAUUAACUAUAAAGCAGUUAGGGGUAACUCACAGAUGGCCACCAAUAACUUGCUGUUUUGGACUUCCAAUUUGAAUUAUGGAAAUAAUUGUUUUUCAGAUGAAAUACAGCCCUGGUACUGCCAUAGAAAGAAGAAUGUGUAUGACUUCUUGAAUAAAACGUGAUUAAUUUUUUUUCUGCGUUAAGAACAGCGAAAAGGCCUGAAAUAAGCACUCUUUUUGGGGAAGCUGACGAGACUGACCUAUUCGGAGGGGAGAGGGGUGGUGGGUUUGAGGGUUUUUGGGGAUCACAUGGUUUUCAGAAGGAAUGGAGGUGGGGGUCAGUCUCGCUAGCAGAAAAUUUACUGACAAUGAGGCCCAUCAGAAUACCAUGGGGUGGGGGGAAGGGGUAAACUGAUGAAAUUUAUUGUGACACCUCUCACACCCCAGCCAAUAACUCAAGACUGGUACCCUAAAUCAGAAGAUUAUGGAAUCUGGCUCAAAACUAACUCCCAGCAAGAGACUAUAAACUCUUGCUUUCAACUGGUCAUCUAUAAGGAAAUACUCUAAGUUGCUAUGGCAUUGAGUUGAGAUAAAAAGCACUCUUUAAGGUAGCAAGCUAAGAAAUAAUUAUGAUUUUAAAUUUCGGCUCUGGGCACUACUGUAUACCUCCAAUCAGAAUCAUGAAAUUAAAUUUUAAUAGGAAACGGA
Molecule: messenger RNA, 6520 nt
Organism: Pocillopora damicornis (cauliflower coral)
Lineage: Eukaryota; Metazoa; Cnidaria; Anthozoa; Scleractinia; Pocilloporidae
Cellular component (GO): Cul2-RING ubiquitin ligase complex
Molecular function (GO): zinc ion binding
Source: RefSeq, a predicted model, not a curated record